UGUACUCGAUAAAGAAAAGGCCACACACAACUAAAAACCCUUUGCUUCUCCCCCAAACGCAGUCUCCGCCUCGUGGCUUGUCGACUAAUUAUCACACUAAGGGCCGCCAUCGCCGGAAGUUCGCCGGAAUCUGUGUUCACAACAACUGUACCACCGAGAAGUUCCACGACUUGUACACACUCAUUCCACUUCCUGCUUCUGCGUAUUUAUUCCUGAGUAUGUGCUCGUCUCUAGACGGUUUGUAAUUGUAUUAUACUACAAGUUAUUGUGCCGGAGAUUUGGGUGAACAUCGAGGAACUGAGAGAUGUACGUGGUUCCACCUCCAAAAAGGACCGAUCCGUUAUCUGGAUCCACGAAUGGGUCGGACGAUUUGCGGAUUUACCAGAUAUGGAAAGGCAGCAAUAAGUUCUUUCUUCAGGGAAGGUUUAUAUUUGGACCAGAUGCAAGAUCAUUAGCAUUGACCAUAUUCCUUAUAGUGGCCCCUGUUGCAGUCUUCUGUGUCUUUGUUGCUAGAAAGCUAACGGAUGAUUAUCCAGAUCACUGGGGAAUCUCAAUUAUGGUUGUGGCAAUAGUGUUUACAUUUUAUGUUUUGGUACUUCUCCUGCUAACCUCUGGAAGAGAUCCAGGAAUAGUUCCUCGAAAUGCACACCCUCCAGAACCAAAAGACUUUGAUGGUAACAUCGAAGGUGGUGGACAAACCCCACAGCUACGCCUACCUCGCAUUAAAGAAGUUGAGGUUAAUGGCAUUACUGUGAAGGUUAAAUAUUGUGAUACCUGCAUGCUCUACAGACCUCCUCGCUGUUCUCAUUGUUCAAUAUGCAACAACUGUGUUGAAAGAUUUGACCACCAUUGCCCUUGGGUUGGGCAGUGUAUUGGGCUGAGGAACUACCGGUUCUUUUUCAUGUUUGUGUUCUCUACGACUCUUCUCUGUAUAUAUGUGUUUGGUUUCUGUUGGGUCUACAUUAGAAGGAUCAUGGAUGCUGAAGAGACAACAAUAUGGAAGGCAAUGAUUAAAACCCCUGCUUCUAUGGUUCUAAUAGCUUACACGUUCAUUUCAGUGUGGUUUGUUGGUGGUCUUACUGCGUUUCAUUUAUACCUCAUCAGCACAAAUCAGACUACUUAUGAAAACUUCAGAUAUCGAUAUGAUCGGCGAGCAAACCCCUACAACAAAGGAGUGAUAGAAAAUUUUAUGGAGAUAUUCUGUACCUCCAUUCCUCCAUCCAAGAAUGAUUUCAGGGCAAAGGUCCCUAGGGAUCCUGCAUUACCAGCUCGACAUACAGCAGCAGGGGGUUUUGUUAGUCCAAACAUGGGCAAAGCUGUGGAGGACAUAGAAAUGGGCAGGAAAGCAGUGUGGGGUGAUGUUGGGGCAGACCAUCAGGAAGGUCAACUAAGCGACAAUGAUGGGGUGAACAUGAAGGAAGGUGGAGGAUUAGGUGAAAUGUCACCAGAGAUUAGAACGACAGUGGACGAAGGUGAUCGUGCUGCAAUGCAUCAUCAUCCUAGGCGAUCGAGUUGGGGGAGGAAAAGCGGAAGCUGGGAAAUGUCACCUGAAGUUCUGGCAUUGGCAUCGAGAGUGGGAGAACCAAAUCGGAUGGGUGGGAGUAGCAGUGGUGCAAUGAGGCCAACUGAUGUUAACAAACAGUGAGUGUCCUUAGUAUGUCAAAAAUGCUGGCUUGGUUUGGUGUAUGAUCUCUGACCUUUGAACCUUUCACAAUAUUGUUGUGCACGAUUUGAUGGGUGUCAGGAUAUUUGAUCUGGCUGUUGUGCAAUGGGAAGGCCAUAGUUUGGAGUGUGUUGUGGGUGAGUGAGUGAGUGGUUUUGUAUUUUAUUUGUGUCCAAUAGUGUUGUGUCUCUUUCCCCCCAGAUGGUGGUGUCUGUUCUGGAAUGGAAAUAUUGUAGGUGCAUUGAAAUGUGAAUGGCAGUAAUUUAAUUAAUUGCUCUUCA
Ipomoea triloba (trilobed morning glory) is the source of this 1944-nucleotide messenger RNA. RefSeq names its product probable protein S-acyltransferase 7. NCBI's taxonomy places the organism in Eukaryota, Viridiplantae, Streptophyta, Magnoliopsida, Solanales, Convolvulaceae. Gene Ontology annotation, biological process: peptidyl-L-cysteine S-palmitoylation; protein targeting to membrane. Gene Ontology annotation, cellular component: endoplasmic reticulum; Golgi apparatus. Gene Ontology annotation, molecular function: protein-cysteine S-palmitoyltransferase activity. Bases 305 to 1645 code for a protein of 446 amino acids. The record is from RefSeq and is a predicted model, not a curated record. The transcript is spliced from 5 exons.